AUGGUAAUCAUUUUAGUGUAUGUAGAUUAUCUUAUUAUCACUGGGAAUGAUCAAAAUAUGAUUUCAGAGGCAAAAUACAUACUGCAACAUAGCUUCAAAAUCAAGGACCUGGGAGAAUUGAGGUUCUUUCCUGGGAUUGAGAUAGCAAGAUCAAAGCAGGGAAUUUUGAUGAAUCAAAGGAAGUUUGCACUAGAGUUGAUUAGUGAGCUUGGAUUGACAGGAUCAAAGCUCGUAAGCACACCAAUGGAGUGCAACCAGAGAUUCACUACAACUGAAUAUGACAAGCAAAACAACUAUGAAGGUGAUGAGAAGCUAGGAGAUGCAGGACCUUAUCAAAGAUUGGUAGGGAAACUUUUGUAUCUCACAAUGACAAGGCCAGACAUAUGUUAUGCAGUACAUGUGCUCAGUCAAUUUAUGCAUUGUCCCAAAAUAUCACACAUGGAUGCAACAGUUAGAGUAGUCAAAUACAUAGAGGGUGCUCCAAGAUAA
Nicotiana tabacum (common tobacco) is the source of this 489-nucleotide messenger RNA. The record is from RefSeq and is a predicted model, not a curated record. NCBI's taxonomy places the organism in Eukaryota, Viridiplantae, Streptophyta, Magnoliopsida, Solanales, Solanaceae.